AUUAUACCUUUAUUAAUUUUUUCAAUUCUGCAACUGCUUUCUCUUUGCCUAAAUUUUUAAUAUAGUGAAUAGUGAAUACUGAAAUUUUCACAGGAAAACACCAACUGACCUCACUAUUCUUGUGGAGUGUCAGAAACAUUUUUUCCCGCCUUUUUUCAAGAAAUGAAGAUGGCCGCCAAACAAAGGCGAAAACUAGAUAAAUAGAAGAAAUGAGAAACAAUAGUAGUGCAUGGCUCGUCUAAAACAAAUCCACGAAUCGUCUCCACAUUGAGAGGAUUCAGUGGUAUGGAUUGGAUUCAUUGUAAUACCUGUUUUGUACAACCAGCCAACAAUAAAAAAUUUUUUUUGACAAGCUGUGGUCAUGUUUUUUGCCAUGAGUGCAUAGAAGGUACGUUGAGUUGCUCUAGCACCACACAUAAAUGCGUUGUUUGCAAAUCUUCCUGCAGCGUAAUACCAUUAACCUCGAACCUAAAACCAGAGGUAGAAAUGUAUUUUAUGGAUCCAGUGGAGUUAUUGAAAAAACAAUUGAAACCCUAUUUUCAGGUUUUAGAGUUUCAGAAAUCGCACAGAAAACGUCUUGCGUCGCAUUUUCAAAAGAUGAACGCCUUGAAUAAUGGUUCCAGUCAAGGUGGAAGACAAUACGCUGACAUGGAAUAUGAAAUUAAAAAACUUCAAGAUGAAAAUAGUACAAUGAAGAAAAUGUUAGGAGUAACGACACCUAGAACGCCAGCUGGUCCCAUACGACUGACAGUAAGAACGCCACCAUCUAAUGGAAUGAUAGGAAAAAUAGGAACAUCGCCAACAGGAAGACAGCGUUCUACACCAGGAAUUGUUGCAAAUUUAUUGAGGGUUAGGGCAGAUAACACACCCGGAGCGGGCAACGAAAGGACUCAAAAUGCAUCAAGAAUGUCGUCACGUGAUACUCCAAGUUCGCAGAUGAGCAACAAAUCAAAGAGGUAUUUCAAUACCACACAACCGACGACAGAUACAUGUAAAUCAUCAGUCACGUUAGGGUCAUUAGGACAAGCAAAGACAAGAAACUGUAAGACUCCGCGGCGUUUAAAAAACAAACUCAGCCAAAGCAAAAAUUUAGAAAAUAGAUUAUCAUUAAUUUGUUAAGUAUCUUUCUAAAUUACUUUUCUUAAUUCAUGCGAAUAAAGUUAUUUGUUCAUAA
Molecule: messenger RNA, 1174 nt
Organism: Xenia sp. Carnegie-2017
Lineage: Eukaryota; Metazoa; Cnidaria; Anthozoa; Malacalcyonacea; Xeniidae
Product: probable E3 SUMO-protein ligase RNF212
Exons: 10
Coding region: 286-1119 (277 amino acids)
Biological process (GO): reciprocal meiotic recombination; protein sumoylation; homologous chromosome pairing at meiosis
Cellular component (GO): synaptonemal complex
Molecular function (GO): SUMO transferase activity
Source: RefSeq, a predicted model, not a curated record